AUGUCUUUGAGUACGCGUGGCCAAAGCUACCUGCAGAACCCAGAAUGGUUCGGCCCCUUGAUGGAGUGCAUUCGUCUCUCCAUGGCCCCCGUCAAGCGUCCCGAGGAUAAGGUUCUCAACUUGGCCGUCGCCGAGAAUACCCUCUGCCAUGACGAGAUGGAAGCCAAGCUUCAAGAGAUUCGUGCUGCCCAACCCAUCACGCGUGACCUCUUUAGCUACUAUCAGAUGGAGGGUAUUCAGGAACUUCGGUCUGCCCUCGCUGACCAUUUCAACCGCUACCUCUAUCUCAGCCAGAAGCGUCCCGCGACUGCUGAAGAGUUUAUCGUGGGUAACGGUUGCGGUCCUCUGAUUGAAAGCGUCGUGUCCUGCCUGGCCGAUGCCAAUGAUGUGGUUCUAGUGCCAGCACCCUACUACCACGCCUUUGCUCUUGACCUAUGCAAGCGCAUCGGCUGCGUUAUCGCCCCGGUGGCCGUCGAGAUGCCCGAGGGUGGUGAGCCACAAUUGACGGUGGAGGCCAUCCAGACAGCCUAUGAUGCCGCCCAGGCUGCUGGCCAGCAAGUGCGCGCGCUGAUUUUUACCAACCCCAACAAUCCCACUGCCACAGACCAUCGCCUCACGUGGCUCACCGAUAACUUAGGGACCAUCUUUCCUCGUGAAACUGUGGCUGAUGCCAUCCGCUUUUGCCUCGACCAUCAACUCCACUUUGUGUCUGACGAAAUCUACGCCAUGUCCACCAUGGCGGGCUCAGACAAGUUUGCUUCGGCUCAUGAAGUGGCCCUGAAUGAUCUGCAAGCCCCUGAUGGCUGGGAGCGUCUUGUUCAUGUCAUGUGGGGGGCCUCCAAAGAUUUUGGUCUGAAUGGCCUUCGCAUCGGGGUACUGCACAGCUGCAAUGCAGAUCUCCGCAAUGCGCUCGCCAGCACCGGCAUGUUCUUUUCAGUCCCAGCCGCUGUUCCUGGUAAGCUCACAAGCCUGAGGCUCAAACAUUGCUUAGAUAUCCAACUGUUGUUUGCUCGUAUGCUGCAAGACAAGGCGUUUGUUGAGAAUUAUGUGGAGCUGAACCGUCGCCGCAUCGCCGAAGCCUAUGAAACGGUGGCAGCCUUUUUGGAGAGCGAGGGCUUUACGCGCGUGUUGCGCGGCGAAGGUGCCAUGUUUGUCUAUUUUAAUGCCCGCUAUCUCCAGGGUCGUCCAGUGGAAGAGUGGACUCUGGAGCGUGAGCGUGAGGUCUGGGUGCGCAUGCUCCGGGAGCAGCGCGUCAUGCUACAGCCAGGUCUUGUGUUCGACCAUGCCGAACGCGGUUGGUUCCGCUUGUGCUAUACCUGCGCCUCCACCGACGUGAUCAUCACUGCCAUCAAGCGUGCCCUCAAGAUCCUCAAGGAACCCCCGAUUCGUCGUUUGUAA
This is a messenger RNA of Monosiga brevicollis MX1, 1398 nucleotides long. RefSeq lists its product as uncharacterized. NCBI's taxonomy places the organism in Eukaryota, Choanoflagellata, Craspedida, Salpingoecidae. The coding region runs from base 1 to 1398 and encodes 465 amino acids. The record is from RefSeq and is a predicted model, not a curated record. Gene Ontology annotation, biological process: amino acid metabolic process; biosynthetic process. Gene Ontology annotation, molecular function: pyridoxal phosphate binding; transaminase activity. The transcript has 9 exons.